Messenger RNA from Aspergillus versicolor CBS 583.65, 8034 nucleotides. RefSeq lists its product as uncharacterized. The transcript has 2 exons. Gene Ontology annotation, biological process: fatty acid biosynthetic process. Lineage: Eukaryota; Fungi; Ascomycota; Eurotiomycetes; Eurotiales; Aspergillaceae. The record is from RefSeq and is a predicted model, not a curated record. Bases 1 to 8034 code for a protein of 2677 amino acids. Gene Ontology annotation, molecular function: 3-oxoacyl-[acyl-carrier-protein] synthase activity; phosphopantetheine binding.
AUGGCUCCGUAUACUGUGCUCCUCUUCGGGCCUCAGGCCCUUUCCUUCGACGAGAAGUCCUUUGCAGAAAUCCGUGACGCACUUCGGAAUGACCCUUACAACCAAUGGGCCAUCGACGUGGUCUCCAAACUACCAGAGACCUGGGCAAUGUUCAUACAAAGAUUCCCCCAACUCGAUGUCAUCAAAGGGGGCCAAAGUCUGGAGGAGCUGAACCGAUGGCUGAGCUCUGGGGAAGUGUCGCCCAUUACGCGCACAUUGCCCAAUGUUCUGCUUAGUCCCUUGGUAGUGAUUUCUCAGCUCACGCAAUUCACACAGUAUUUGCGGAUUGUUCACCCUGAUGCUGGCAGCAGCGAGGACAUGUACUCCAGCAUUGGGCAGGAAACCGAAACAGUCGGCUUCUGUACAGGUCUCCUGAGUGCCCUUGCAGUCGCCACGGCCACCAGUAAAGGACAAUUUGAACAGAACGCGGCGACGGCAGUCCGAUUGGCGACGCUGAUCGGGGCAUUUGUUGAUGCUCAGGAGGCCAGCAACGCCCACAAGGCUUCCAUCUCCUUGGCCACGGCAUGGAACUCGCUCGGUGCGAAACAAGAGAUGACGCGCAUCUUGAAUGGGUUCCCUGAGGCAUAUGUAUCUGUUCUAUACGACAAAAACAGGGCGACGGUCACCACGGCCGCCAGCAGCAGCAAGUCCCUGCAGGACAAGCUUAGAGCAGCAGGGGUCAUUGCCACCGAAAUGAAUCUGGUCGGUCGAUUCCAUAGCGAUUGUUAUAACGAUGAUAUCCAGCAGAUCCUGGAAUUUUGCGACGCAAACUCGACCCUUCAAUUCCCCGACUCAUCAAGGCUUGUGACUGCCGUCCGAUCCAAUGAUGGAGGCUUGAUAACAGGGGGCAAACUACAUCAUUCCGCAUUGCAGAGUAUCCUUGUUGAACAAUCCUACUGGUACGAAACCUUUGAGGCCGUACAUGCCUCCAGGCUUGGGGACAAGCAAACAACCGUUCUCGGUUUCGGCCCCGAGCGAUGUGUGCCUCCUUCGCUAUUGCGGUCCGUGAACGAUCAAGUCGUGUACAUGACGAAUCCUCAAAGCGCAAAGGCUCGGCUCCUUCAAGGGACUUCAAAGCCACAGUCGCCACCGAAAUACCCACAAGGAUACUCCGACAACGAUAUUGCAGUUGUGGGCUACUCCCUCAAGGUGGCCAAUGCUGACGACCCCGAGGAAUUCUGGCAACUCCUGCGCGAGGGCAAAUCGCAGCACAUUGAAGUGCCACCGGAGAAGAUUUCCUUCGAUACCCACUGGCGUAAGACUGACUCCAAGCGCAAGUGGUUCGGGAACUUCAUCAGAGACCCUGACGCCUUCGAUCACCGGUUCUUCAAGAAGAGCCCUCGUGAAGUAGCAUCGCAGGAUCCGCAGCAGCGUCUCAUGAUGCAGGUUGCCUACCAGGCUGUCCAGCAAUCUGGCUACUUCCACUCUCCAGAGCAACAGGUUGGUUGUUUCCUCGGUGUAUGCGCGACUGAUUACGAAAACAACGUUGCCUGUCACGAUCCAAACGCAUUCUCGGCGACUGGUAACCUCCGCAGUUUCAUUGCCGGCAAAAUAAGUCACUAUUUCGGGUGGACUGGUCCCAGCAUGACCAUCGACUCUGCCUGCUCUGCCUCUGCAGUUUGCAUCCACAUGGCGUGUCGAGCGAUCCUAGGUGGAGAGUGUACUUCAGCGCUUGCUGGUGGUGUCAACGUUAUGACCAACCCGCUCUGGUUCCAGAACCUCGCUGGCGCGUCGUUUCUGAGUCCGACUGGAGCUUGUAAGCCCUUCGAUGCAAAGGCCGACGGCUAUUGUCGUGGUGAGGGUAUUGCUGCUGUCUUUCUCAAGAAGAUGUCUCAAGCAGUUCUCGAUGGUGACAUUAUUUUGGGAUGCAUUCCAGCCACCGCGGUAUAUCAGAAUGAGAACUGCACCCCUAUCUUCGUGCCUAAUUCUCCCUCUCUGUCAACCCUCUUUGGUGACGUGACACGCAAUGGGGGACUCGACCCCCGCCAGGUUACUGUUGUUGAGGCCCAUGGCACUGGAACCCCGGUGGGCGAUCCAGCCGAGUACGAGAGUAUCCUUAAAGUAUUUGGUGGCUCCAUUCGUCAGACCCCUAUGACCAUCGGCUCGGUGAAAGGUCUGGUCGGCCAUACUGAAGGCGCAUCUGGGGUUAUUGCCUUGAUCAAGAUUCUUCUCAUGAUCCAGGAGGGGAAACUGCCACCUCAAGCAAGCUUCCAGAGCCUGAACCCGCAUAUAAAAGCCUCCCCGUCCGAUAUGAUGGAGGUUGUGACUUCUCUCAAGGACUGGAGCUCCGACUAUCGCGCAGCCCUUAUCAACAACUAUGGUGCGUCGGGCUCCAACGCCUCGAUGGUUGUUACCCAGCCAAUGCAGCAUGAGGGAGCUGGUGUCUCAGCAAUCCAUUCUGACGGUUUGAAGCACCCCUUCUGGCUGACUGGUUUGGACGAGAGAAGUAUCCGCGAAUACGCCACGAGACUCACGAACCUAAUCCGCACGAGGUCAAUCUCAGCCAAACACAUCACGCUCGCAAACGUCUCCUUCAAUCAGUACAAGCAGUCGAAUCGUAACCUUAACGGGGGACUUCUAUUCAGCGCGGCCUCGCUGGCAGAUCUGGAGGCGAAGCUUACAGGGUUCAUCAACAAAAGCGACACAGCUGUUAGCGUCACGUCCAAGAAGCCAGAACGGCCUGUUAUUCUUUGCUUCGGAGGUCAGAUUUCCACAUAUAUAGGCCUUGAUCGCAAGGUAUACGAUGGCGUUCGCGUCCUCCGCGGUCAUCUGGACUACUGUAAUUCAGUUCUGCAGGAUCUGGGGGUCGGUGGCCUCUACCCUUAUAUCUUCGAGAAGAAACCUAUUCAGGACACAGUGAGGCUGCAGACGAUGCUUUUUUCAAUGCAGUAUUCCGUCGCCAAAACAUGGGCCGACUGUGGGGUACAUGUCGCCGCUGUUGUCGGGCACAGUUUUGGUGAGUUGACGGCUCUCAGCAUCUCUGGCGCUCUAGGGGUCAAGGAUGCCCUGAGGGUUAUCGCUGCGCGGGCUCAGCUGGUCCGAGACAGCUGGGGCUCCGAUCCUGGCUCUAUGAUGGCCGUCGAAGGGGACCUCGAUGUUGUAGAAAGAAUGCUGAAGGAAGCAAAUCAAGAAAGCCCCGAGGAUCAUACAGCCAAUAUCGCCUGCUACAACGGACCACGCAGCUUCACGGUUGCAGGAACGACGAAAGCCAUAGACGCUGUUGUCGAGACUGUCAAAAGCAGGCCUGAGUUCUCUGCCAUGCGGACGAAGAGGCUCAAUGUCACCAAUGCGUUCCAUUCUUCGCUCGUUGAGCCCCUCCUGGACGACCUGAAGAAGAUCGGACAAACGGUAACCCUCAACCAAUCUUCAAUUCAUCUGGAGAGAGCAACUGAGGUCGAGUCUGGCUCUCCAUCUCCAUCGCCAGGCUUCUUUGCCGAUCAUAUGAGAAAUCCCGUCUACUUCGAUCACGCUGUUCAACGCCUCGCUAAGCGGUAUCCAUCUGCUAUCUUCCUAGAAGCUGGUUCUAACUCGACAAUCACCCUUAUGGCGAGCCGAGCCCUUGGGGCGCCUAGCGAGUCUCACUUCCAGUCUGUCAGCAUCACGGAGGGUAAAGGCCUGGACAGUCUUGUUGACAUGAGCGUCUCGCUUUGGAAAGAAGGGUUGACGCAUACGUUCUGGCCACAUCACGCAUCCCAGACUUACGAGUAUGGGCCCAUUUUGAUACCACCUUAUCAGUUCGAGAAGACCAGACAUUGGCUCGAAUCCAAGAAUCCUCAGAAGCUCGUAGCCGCCUCGCCGCCUCUUACAGUACAACAAACACCAGAGGAGCUCCCAACAGAACUGUACACCUUCGUUGGCUACCAGGACUCAAAGCAGCGCACCGCAAGGUUCCGCGUCAAUACCAUGAUCCAAAAGUAUCAGGACUACAUUUCGGGUCACUUGAUUGCUCAGACUGCCGCCAUCUGUCCGGCAACGCUAGAGAUGGCCAUCGUCAUCGAAGCACUUUACAGUCUUCGCCCGGAUCUUUCCGACGGCAAAUGCCUGCCUAGGAUACAAGAUGUGGAAAAUCAAUCUCCAAUCUGUGUGGAUCCUUCCCGCUCCGUCUGGGUAGAUCUUGAGGCCAAGGAUGGUGGACAUGCUUGGAGCUUUAAAAUGCUGAGUACAGCCAAUGGGCCGGCCAGUACGUUGCACGCCUCAGGUUCUAUCAUAUUGGAGGCUACGAGCGAUCCUCAAUACCACGCCGAAUUUUCUCGGUAUGAGCGACUCGUCGGCCAUCGGCGCUGCCUCGACGUCCUCAAUACCCCGGAUGCGGACGAUAUCAUCCAGGGCCGGAACAUAUACAAGACCUUCGCGGACGUUGUAGACUAUGGCGCCGCAUACAGAGGACUUCAAAAGCUCGUUGGGAAAGGAAGCGAAUCUGCAGGCCGCGUGAAUAUGAAACAUGCCAGUCAACACUGGCUCGACACGCACCUUGCCGAUUCGUUCAGUCAGGUCGGCGGUAUAUGGGUGAACUGCAUGACCGACCGUCUACCAAGCGACAUGUAUAUUGCCGUUGGGUUCGAGCAGUGGAUCCGAUCGCCAAAGGUUAGUAGCGAGUACCACAAGACAGACACCUGGGAUGUCUUCGCCUACCAUCAUCUUGAGUCGGAGAAAGCGUACCUCACGGAUAUUUUCAUCUUCGACGCGACGACUGGCAUCCUGGCCGAGGUGAUCUUAGGCAUCCACUAUGCCAGAGUGGCCAAGCAGGCAAUGAGCAAGAUGCUUGCAAGACUCACUCCGGGCAUCUCACAGUCUUCGCCAGUUGCUGCGGCCCCUUCAAAAGUAGUGCCAGCUGCCACUACACCGCAGCCCAAGGAGGCGAGCAAGCCCAAAGCUCCGAACCCUGUUAAAAAGUCGCCUGCACCAGUCAAGCCAAAUGUCGCAGGCCCCAUUCGAGCCGUGCUAGCAGAACUAUCCGGACUCGAGCUCCACGAGAUCACAGAUGGUACUCAACUUGCGGACAUUGGCAUAGACUCGCUCAUGGGGAUGGAAAUGGCCAAGGAGCUGGAGCAGGCAUUCAAAUGUUCGCUCCCAGAAGACCAGCUGGUGGAGGUUACAACUGUGGAAAGUCUUAUCAAAGUUGUUGAGUCGGCCGUUGGAUUCGAGCCUGGCCUCGCUGACCAAGAUGAGGAUGAUGAUGAUGAUGAGCAGGAUACAACUAGUCAGUCAAACGGAGAGGCUUCUUCUGUCACCAGCGUCUCAGACGACGAAGGCCCCAGUGUUAAUCUCCCGGAAUUCUUGUCAGAUUUCCUGGGUAUUGGUGAGGACGAAAUCAAGGCCGACAUUCUCCUCCGGGAUCUUGGUGUCGACUCACUUUUGUCCAGUGAGCUGCUGGCUGACCUGGCCACCAAAUUUGGAUUUCAUCCUGCUGAGGAUACAAUGCUGGAAGAGUUCACGGUGCAGGCGCUUAGCGAGGAAAUUAACGGAAAGCCAGCGAGCAGCAAACAUCCUACCGCUGGCGAAAUCAAAUCUCCAGCUCAUGAUAUUGCUGCCCCUGGAGUCACUGCCAUCGCUGCCGCCAGCUCGAAGGAUGGCGAGCUCAAUCUACCCUCUCAGACGGUUCUGGAGGCCUUCAACGAGGUAAAGAAACUUACUGACCAAUACAUCGCGGACUACGGGUGCGCCAACUACAUGGAUACGAUCAAUCCCAAGCAGGUUCAGAUGUGCGUUGCCCUAAUCGUGGAAGCCUUUGAGGAGCUGGGAUGCCCGAUACGUACCGCUCAAGCUGGUCAACGGCUCGACCGUAUCAAGCAUCUCCCCCAGCAUGGGCGUCUGGCCGAGUAUCUGUACAUGGUGUUGGAGCGAGACGCCCGACUGAUUGACUUUGAGGGCGACACUGUUGUGCGAACAGCCAUCACGCCACCCAGCAAGUCAAGCGAGGAGCUGCUUCAGGGAUUGAUGCAGAAGUACCCGGACCAUGGUUAUGCCAACAAAUUGACUUACUUCACCGGGAAGCGGCUCGCGGAUGUCCUGACAGGAAAGUCUGAUGGAAUCAAAUUAAUAUUCGGAACCGAAGAGGGACGCGAGCUGGUGUCGGGUCUCUACGGCGACUCGAUGUUGAACAAGCUCUCCUACAAAAUGAUGGAAGACUUCCUGCGCAAACUCAUUGGGAAGCUUCCUACGCACCAAGGCCCGCUCAAGAUCCUCGAAAUGGGUGCUGGAACUGGAGGCACAACCAAGCUCCUGGUCCCUGUGUUGGCUGCUCUCAACGUACCUGUGGAGUAUACUUACACUGAUCUCUCGCCUUCGUUCACGGCAGCCGCGCGGAAGAAGUUCAAGCAGUACCCAUUCAUGAAAUUCCGGGUCCACGAUAUUGAGAAGGCGCCCGCCGACGAUCUGCUGGGUACGCAGCAUAUUAUCAUUGCCAGCAAUGCUGUGCAUGCCACGCACAGUCUGGUCGAGUCUACGAAGAAUAUCCGCAAGGCCCUGCGGCCCGAUGGGUUCCUGAUGAUGCUGGAAAUGACUGAGACCCUGGUCUGGAUCGAUGUCAUUUUUGGUCUGCUCGAGGGGUGGUGGUUGUUCGACGAUGGCCGCCGUCACGCCAUUUCGCACCAGUCGCGCUGGGAGCAAGCGCUGCAGUCUGUGGGAUACGGCCACGUCGACUGGACUGACGGCAACCGUCCUGAAGUCGAGAUCCAGCGCGUCAUAGUUGCGAUGGCGUCGGGAUCGAGGUAUGAUCGCCUCACCAUCCCACCGCCGCCUGAGUCCGUGGAGAAUGCUGACACUCGCGCCCGUCAAGCGGCCGUUGACGAAUACGUCCGGAUACAUUCGCAGGGAUUCACAGCACCUGCCCAGCCAGCUACUACAAAAGACCACGAUCUCAAAACAACUGUACUGCUGACCGGAGCGACCGGGAGUUUAGGCUCUCAUCUGGUCGAGUAUUUUGCCAACCUUGACAAUGUGAAGAAUGUCGUCUGCAUUAAUCGCCAGGUGUCCAGCCAAGAUGCCGAACGGCGUCAGCAACAGGCCCUGGACAGUCGCGGGAUACGCCUGUCACCUUCGGCAUGGACAAAGCUCCAGGUGUACGAGGCAGACACUUCCAAACCAUCCCUGGGCCUCAACUCCAAGGUAUACGACGAAUUGGUGGGCAGUGUCACCCAUAUCCUCCACAACGCGUGGCCGAUGAGCGGCAAGCGGCCGGUGAGGGGCUUCGAGCAGCAAUUCAAGGUGAUGCGCAACCUGAUCGACUUGGCGAGGGAUGUUUCCGACCGACACAAGGGUGGGUUCAAGGUCAGCUUCCAGUUUAUUUCGUCCAUCGCGACGGUCGGGCAUUAUCCGCUGCGCACCGGCAAGGUCGACGUGCCGGAAGAGCGCAUGACGAUCGAGUCCAUCCUGCCGAAUGGAUAUGGAGAUGCAAAGUUCGUCUGCGAGAGACUGCUGGACGAGACGCUGCACCGCUUCCCGGGGAAUUUCCACGCAAUGGCGGUGCGUCUGGGGCAGGUGGCCGGCUCGCGGACCAGUGGAUACUGGAACCCACAGGAGCACCUCUCGUUCCUGGUCAAGUCAUCGCAGACGCUGCGGGCGCUGCCUGAUUUUGAGGGGCUGCUGUCGUGGACGCCGGUCAACGACGUGGCGGCGAGUCUUGGGGAGCUGCUGCUGGACAACAACAACAACAACAACGCGAUCUUCCACAUCGACAAUCCCGUGCGGCAGCAGUGGCGCGACAUGAUUGGUGUGUUGGCGCGCAGCCUGGACAUCCCACGUGACCGCAUUAUCCCGUUCGGGCAGUGGGUUCAGCGGGUCCGCAGUUUCGCCGGCGCCGAGAGCGAGAAUCCCGCAGCCAAACUGAUUGACUUCCUUGAUGGGAACUUCCUGCGCAUGUCGUGCGGCGGCCUGCUGCUCGAGACUGUACAGGCCCGGCAGCAUUCUCCCACUCUGGCGCAGGUUGGCCCUGUGAGUGAUGAGAUUGCGCGUGGAUAUGUGAAGGCGUGGAAGGAUAUGGGGUUUCUGCAUUGA